Molecule: messenger RNA, 267 nt
Organism: Dentiscutata erythropus
Lineage: Eukaryota; Fungi; Glomeromycota; Glomeromycetes; Diversisporales; Gigasporaceae
Source: the annotation of a GenBank genome assembly
AUGAAUAGUUCAAAGAAUUUACAUAAAAUUUUUAUGGAAAUGUAUCAUAUAUCAGGUGUUCUUUCAUCUGAUCUUGAAUCUUGGGCCGAUGGCUUUGCAAGAUUGGAAUAUGAAGCCGCUUUCGCUGCCAAGGACGAACAAAUUCAAAAAUUAGGCGAUACCAACGAUGAUUUACAUAAUAAAACUACUCAACAAGGGGAAACACCCGACAUAAACGCAUUUCAAUUGACAGCAAUUACAUCGACGAACGUCGAUGGCGUCCCUUAG